CAUGAUUUAUAAUUUCGACGGCUACAAUUACUCAGUCAGAUCCUGUGAAUGCUUUGGAACAAUUUGGUUUUUAGAUUUGUAUUUUAUGGAACUAAACAACGUAACGUUUUAUUGGACAGUACAGAUCAUAAAGAUAACCUUAUUUCAUUUUUAACAAAGAAGCAGACAUGAUAACUAGGUUUGAGAUGAAGAGAAAUAAAAGUUAAGCUAGAUUUUUAAAAAUAAUUGGAUGAUGAUUGGAGACUAAUUUAAUGCAAAAAAGGAUCGACUGGAAUAUCUGUUUUUAAAAUGAAAAUCAACAAAGAAUGAAACUCAGCUUGAACGACUAAAAUAUGAUGUCGGCUUUUCAAGUAAUCCUGAGAGAUUGGGUGAAAACAAGCGGCUUCCUCACGCACGAACUUGUCAAAAGAUUCUUCAUCAUAUACCCUCUCAUCUGCAUCGCUUCAGAUUGUUACCUCCAGGUUCAGGUCGCUUUCCAGGCAUGGUUCGAGACCAUCGAUAGUGGAGCAGCCGCUCAGGCGGAACCCCAAGCUUCGGCGCCCAGCCUGCCCCAAGAGGUCUCGAUGGCUUCCACCGAGGCCAACGUGACGCGGGCCAGCAUUCCCAGCUGGGACUCCAGGCCUCCGGUAGUCGGCGAACCUGGGAGCGACCCCGAGCAGCCCAUCGACGUCGAGGAAGCUGUGCGUCUUCUUGCCGAAGACUUGAGAUCUGAAAUAAGCAGUGCAGAAGAUCGUUGGGAAUAAAAGUCCAAGAGCCAAACCUAUCUAUAUCUGGUUUCAUCACAAAAAAGAUUAAUCUCCUAUUACUCUAUAGUUAUUUAACAAAUAAUGUUAAAUUAAUUGCUUAUAAUAAUUAAUAAAUUGAUAUUUAAAA
Nezara viridula (southern green stink bug) is the source of this 873-nucleotide messenger RNA. NCBI's taxonomy places the organism in Eukaryota, Metazoa, Arthropoda, Insecta, Hemiptera, Pentatomidae. The record is from the annotation of a GenBank genome assembly.